This is a messenger RNA of Condylostylus longicornis, 2120 nucleotides long. It is a transcript of the gene dlp, whose product is annotated as glypican-6. Gene Ontology annotation, cellular component: extracellular region; plasma membrane; cell surface. Gene Ontology annotation, biological process: regulation of signal transduction; cell migration; regulation of protein localization to membrane. The record is from RefSeq and is a predicted model, not a curated record. NCBI's taxonomy places the organism in Eukaryota, Metazoa, Arthropoda, Insecta, Diptera, Dolichopodidae. The transcript has 8 exons. Bases 1 to 2028 code for a protein of 675 amino acids.
AUGGAGGCGAUGCAUAAAAAGACCUGUGAAAGAAAAGGUUUAGUAAUCAAAUUAUUUGGAAUUCUUCGAUAUUGUGAGAUCCCACCAUCAGGGACAUGUUGUACAUAUUUUAUGGAAGGUAAAUUAGCUGUUUCAUCAAGAUUACAAUUGGAACGUAAUGUUAAAGAUUCGUUAGGGAAAUUGUCAUCUGUAUUAGGAACACGAGCUAUGAAAUUUAACAGCGAAUUUGCAACAUUAUUAGCAACAUCUAAAAAAGAAUUUCAUACGAUGUUUAAACGAACUUAUGGUGUUAUUUAUGAACAAAAUGCUUAUGUUUUUGCUGAUUUAUUUGCUGAAUUAGAAAAAUAUUAUACACGUGGACGUGUUAAUUUAUCGGAAGCUAUCGAUACAUUUUUUAAUACAUUAUAUCAAAAAAUGUUUACAGUAUUGAAUGCACAAUAUCAAUUUAAUGAUAAAUAUUUGGGUUGCGUUAGUGAACAUAUGAGAGAAUUAAAACCAUUUGGUGAUGUUCCAGAUAAAUUAUCAGUGCAAAUAAAACGAUCAUUUGUUGCAACACGAACAUAUGCUCAAGCUGUAAUUACUGCAUCAGAGAUUGUUAAAAAAGUUGCUAACACUCGUGUUUAUUCAGAAUGUACAGCUGCAUUAACAAAAAUGCAACAAUGUGGUAUUUGUAAAGGUCACUCAGAGAAACCAUGUAAUGCAUAUUGUGUUAAUGUAAUGAAAGGAUGUUUGCAACAUUUUAAUGAAUUAGAUACAGAAUGGGAUAAUUUUGUUGCUGCAAUUGUUAAAUUAUCAGAAAGAUUAUUAGGACCAUUUAAUAUUGUUAUGGUUGUUGAACCAAUAAAUAUAAAAAUUUCGGAGGCUAUAAUGAAUUUUCAGGAAACUGGUCAAGAUAUAUCAAAUCAAGUUUUUACUGGCUGUGGUAGACCAACAUUAGGACGUAAAAGACGUAAUCUAUAUAGUGAUAAAAUUGCUAUUUCAAAUAAUGAAUCCGAUAUAUUAGAUAUUGAUGCACAAAUUGAAGAUGAAGUUAUUACAGAUAGCAAUAAUAAUAAUAACAAUAAUAAUGAACAUCGUUUAAAUAAAAGAUCACCAAUAUCCGAAAUGGAUCAACAACAACAGCAACAAAAUGAUCAGGAGCACCAGGAACAAUUACAACAAGAACAUCAAUCUGAACAAUCAUUACCAUCAUCUUUAGAAACACAAGGUGGUGGCGGUGGUAGAAAUAAAAAUAAAAAAAGUGGUAAAAAAAUUGAUGAUGAUGAAAUGGAUAAUAGAGAACCAGAUUUAGAUAAAUUAGUUAAAGAUAUUAGAGAAAAAGUAAAAGAAUCAAAGAAAUUUUGGUCAAAUUUAGCGUAUCAUUUAUGUAAUAAUGAAGAUAAUGUUGCAUCACCAAAAGAUGAUCGUUGUUGGAAUGGUACAACUGUUGAUAGGUAUCGACAUCCAAUUGUUUUAGAACAAAGUACUAAUCCAGAAUUUCCAUCAAAUCAAAAUUUUAAACCUAAUAAUGUUAUUGUUAAUCAAUUAUAUUAUUUGAAAACAACAGUGAAUCAUUUGAAAAAUGCUUUUAAUGGCUUAGAUGUUGAUUGGUCAGACCAAGAAGAACCUGAUUAUGAAAAUGGUUCAGGAUCUGGUGAUGGUAUUGGUAGCGAUGAUGAAGAUGAUGAUGAAGAUAAUAUACAUGGUUCUGGUUCACAUGGUUAUGAUGAUAAUCACUCAACAAUUGGUCCAACUGGUUCACGUGAUGGUGGUAUAUCAAUUGAUCAUGGUGGUCAUGGUGGUACUGGUACUGGUACACAAAUUCAUGGCAAUCAUGAUCAUACAUAUAAUAGUAAUACAAAUAGAAAAGAUGAAACAUCAACUAAAAAGAGUAUAACACAAUCAAAUAAUGAAAAUGAAACAUAUAAACAUAAUAAAGCAAAUAGUUCAACAAAAUUAAAAGCAAUAUCAUUAAUAAAAGCAAUAGUUAUGUACUUAUUUCCAAUUUAUAUGGCAUGGUUUGGUGGCAUAUUUACGGAGUUGCUGUGAUUUUAUGUUUAGAUAUUAGGAAUUAUAAUAAUAUUAUAUAUUUUUUAUUUUUAAAAAUGAAACACAAUUUAAAAAAAAUAACAAAUUUUGCA